Messenger RNA from Ruditapes philippinarum (Manila clam), 1095 nucleotides. RefSeq lists its product as uncharacterized. Gene Ontology annotation, molecular function: protein binding. Gene Ontology annotation, cellular component: membrane. The record is from RefSeq and is a predicted model, not a curated record. Lineage: Eukaryota; Metazoa; Mollusca; Bivalvia; Venerida; Veneridae. The transcript has 7 exons. The coding region runs from base 352 to 1095 and encodes 247 amino acids.
ACUAUUAUACAUAUUAGAUAAAGAUAAAGAACCAAAGCAAGAUGUUAAAAUUGUUUUAUUACAGUUCCAUCGGUUGCUUGUGGGUUCAAUGAAAACACGUGCGGUUAUAAACCUGUAAAUUCUGUGUGGACUUUAGAAGAUGGCUAUAUACUUACCAAACGUCAAGGUGCGCUGACCUUCCCUAUACAUACAAUAAAUGACCAGGAAAAUGUCUGUAUAGCGUUUGCUUUUGAAAGUGACAACACAAAUGCAUUGAUAAUAGAGACUGCAAUAGGACCAGAGCACACAAAUUAUACAUACACAGUGUACUCGGAUGGGAAGCAACGUGGCCAUUUAGACUAUCGACCGGAAAUGGACGAGGUGAAGUUCGUUGUUCCUGGUGACUAUUUGAUGAAGAUUGAUCACGUGACUACUACAUCCGGCCAGUGCGAGGAAUUAAGUUGUGAAAAUGAAGAAUUUGUUUGUCCCCGACAGUGCAUUCCAGCCGAAUUAAAGUGCGAUCGGAAAAUUGACUGUGACCAAGGACAGGAUGAAGCGGAUUGUGGUUUUGGUAUUGCUUGUCAGUUCGACAGUAGUAAUGACUGUGGCUAUGCAGCAAUGUCUGAAUCAAAAACAAAAUGGUUGGUGAAAGAAUCACAUUCGUUUAUUCUGAACGGAACGGAAAUGACUGUUAAUGGUGGAAUGUUGUAUACAAAUCUGAAAGGGCAGCCUCUUUCGUCUUCAUCGUCUGCUAGGUCAACCUGGGAAAGAGUGAGGGGACCAUCUUGUAUCAGAUUCAAGUACCUUGGCACGGUUCCAUUCCUAGAAGUCACUAUAACGGACAAGGAUAGUGGCAAACAAACGACUUGGAAUGAUACAAUGGCUGAUAUGACGCCAUCGAUAUGGAGGAUAGGACAAUUAGAAAUAGAGAAAGAGAUUUCAGAUACAGCCGAAUGGAUUAUGCUUAACUUCACGGCAUCUUUGUUAAUGACUGAUCAUACUGUAAAAAUUGAUGAAGAUCCAUUUAUUGCGAUCGAUAAUAUUGAGCUGUUAGAUGGAAGUCAAAGUCCGCCAUGUAUGUUAUUUAUGUUGGAAAAAAUCUUGCGUUUUCUGUAG